This is a messenger RNA of Phodopus roborovskii (desert hamster), 2198 nucleotides long. It is a transcript of the gene Alg10, whose product is annotated as ALG10 alpha-1,2-glucosyltransferase. The coding region runs from base 16 to 1440 and encodes 474 amino acids. NCBI's taxonomy places the organism in Eukaryota, Metazoa, Chordata, Mammalia, Rodentia, Cricetidae. Gene Ontology annotation, biological process: dolichol-linked oligosaccharide biosynthetic process; protein N-linked glycosylation. Gene Ontology annotation, cellular component: endoplasmic reticulum. Gene Ontology annotation, molecular function: dolichyl pyrophosphate Glc2Man9GlcNAc2 alpha-1,2-glucosyltransferase activity. The record is from RefSeq and is a predicted model, not a curated record. The transcript has 3 exons.
ACGCGGCUGUGCGACAUGGCACAGCUUGAGGGCUACUACUUCUCCGCAGCCUUGAGCUGUACCUUCCUGGUGUCCUGCCUGCUCUUCUCCGCCUUCAGCCGUGCCCUGCGCGAGCCCUACAUGGACGAGAUCUUCCACCUGCCGCAGGCGCAGCGCUACUGUGAGGGCCGCUUCUCCCUGUCGCAGUGGGAUCCUAUGAUUACUACAUUACCUGGCCUGUACCUGGUGUCAGUAGGAGUUGUCAAACCUGCCAGCUGGAUCCUUGGAUGGUCUGAACAUGUUGUCUGUUCCAUUGGAAUGCUCAGAUUUGUCAAUCUUCUCUUCAGUGUUGGUAACUUCUAUUUGCUGUAUUUGCUUUUCAGAAAGGUACAGCCCAGAAAUAAGGCUUCUUCAAGUAUCCAGAGAAUCUUGUCAACAUUAACCUUGGCACUAUUUCCGACUCUCUAUUUCUUUAACUUUCUUUAUUAUACAGAACCAGGGUCUGUGUUCUUCACUCUGUUUGCUUACUUGAUGUGUCUUUAUGGCAAUCAUAGGACUUCAGCCUUGCUUGGGUUUUGUGGCUUCAUGUUUCGACAGACCAAUAUCAUCUGGGCAGCUUUCUGUGCGGGACAUAUCAUUGCACAGAAGUUCAGUGAAGCCUGGAAAACUGAGCUGCAGAAGAAGAAGGAAGAGAGGCUUCCCCCAAUUAAGGGACCAUUUUCAGAACUCAGAAGAGUUCUUCAGUUUCUCCUGGUAUAUUCCAUGUCAUUCAAGAACCUAAGUAUGCUUUUCUUGUUGACCUGGCCCUACGUCAUUCUGCUGGUUGCAUUUUUUGUUUUUGUAGUAGUUAAUGGUGGGAUUGUUAUUGGCGAUCGGAGUAGUCAUGAAGCCUGUCUUCAUUUUCCCCAGUUAUUCUACUUUUUCUCCUUUACUGUUUUUUUCUCCUUCCCUCACCUACUGUCUCCUACAAAAGUCAAGACUUUUCUUAGUUUAAUAUGGAAACGUAGAGUUCAGUUCUCUGUGAUUAUGUUAGUCUCAGUACUCUUGGUUUGGAAAUUCACUUACGUCCAUAAGUAUUUACUGGCAGACAAUAGGCAUUACACAUUUUACGUGUGGAAAAGAGUAUUUCAGAGACAUGAAGUUGUGAAAUAUUUAUUAGUUCCAGCUUACAUGUUUGCUGGUUGGGCCAUAGCUGACUCUCUGAAAUCAAAGUCAAUUUUCUGGAAUUUAAUGUUUUUUGUAUGCGUGGUCACUUCUACAGUUCCCCAGAAACUACUAGAAUUCCGUUACUUCAUUUUACCGUACAUUAUUUAUAGGCUCAACAUACCUCUGCCACCUGUAUCCAGACUUGUUUGUGAACUGGGUUGCUAUACAGUUGUUAAUUUUCUAACUUUUUAUAUUUUCCUGAACAAGACUUUUCAGUGGCCAGAUAAUCAGGAUGUUCAAAGGUUUAUGUGGUAAUGGCAGGAAUAGUUUGAAUUUUAAAAGUAGACUAUUUCUACAACAAAUAACUGGGUAAGUAGAAGUGGAAUUCCUUUUAGGUAAAUUCAGGGAAGUUGAAUGAAAAGCAUUAAGUUUGAGACCAGCCUGAACAAUAGUUAUAAAGUUGCUUACCGUUGUCUUGUGAAGCACUGGCACUGCCUGUGUCUCCAAAGUUUAGGAACUUUCCUGGGUGUGCACACAUUGAGGGGAUUUGGUAAGGUCGGAAGCACUAGAACCAAUCUAUAGAUUUUCUUUUGUAAAGGAUUUGAAAAAUGUUUACAAGUGACCCAGCAGUAUUUCUGAAUAAAAUGGACAGAUAUUGCAGUAAAUAUAACUCUAUGGACUUACAGACAUAGCAAAUCAUGAACUGGGGGCUUUGAGAUGUUUACCUAGGAAUCAAAUUUCUAAAUUUAAAAUGCAGAAGUGAUACAGCCAUUUGAAUUAAUUCCUCAUUUGAUGUUUAUACAGGCCAAAGAUAGACUGUUAAAUAUAACAUCUUUUAUAAAUGACCUUUCUGAAAUACAUUGUUCUUUAGUUACCUAGGGUUCCUGUACAAAAAUUACCACAUACCUUGUGACUUAAACCUUUCCCUCACAUGCUUACAGGCAGCAGCACCUAGACUCACAGUGUUGCCAGAGCUCAUUCCUUCAGGAGACUGGAGCCCACCGUCCCUGCUCAGCUCACUCCAGCAACUAUUUGGUAGGGCCUAAUAUUUGGACAGUAUCUUCCAGUCUUAC